Ilex paraguariensis (yerba mate) is the source of this 2757-nucleotide messenger RNA. The record is from the annotation of a GenBank genome assembly. Lineage: Eukaryota; Viridiplantae; Streptophyta; Magnoliopsida; Aquifoliales; Aquifoliaceae.
GUCCUACGAUGACUUCUGUGUAUUAAGCUGGGAAACGAAAGACUCUCUGUUACUCUCUCUGAUCUCUCUCUCUCCCUUCUUUUUUCUCUGUUCCAAACUCAAAAAAGCACAGCCGACGACCUCAAUGGUUCUUGAGUUAGCCACCCAGGGUUCUCUCUCCUAAACAGGCUCAAAAAGUCAAAUCCUUGUGCUCAUAAUAGUAGGCUGGUGUGCAUAGAUUGAAGUUGUUUAAGGUUUCUCUUUCUGGGUUCUAGUUUUUGUUUCCAUGUAAUGUGCAUAUGUUAGUUUUUGGAUUUAUCUUUGUGAAUAUAUACAUUUUGUAACUACCUUUGUGUUGUCUUGUUAAAAUCUGGGUUAUAUAAUGCAGAUUCAGUUGGGUGCUGCAAAAUGACAAAUAAAUGAGAUUUAAUGAGAGAAAAUAGAUUCCAUAGUUUGUGGGUAGUCGCCAUUCUGAUUAGUUCCAACUUCUCCCGUGUGUCUUUCUCUUAUUUGGAAUGCUUACCUAUGAAUAAUGCAUUUGGGUUUGAUGUGUGAUGUUAUUUAUGUGCUUAAAGUUUUUUUUUUCUGGGAACUUUCUGAUCCUAUCUUAUCCUGGAGUUUUAUCCUGCAUUCUGAUUUUCUUUCCUUUUUGGAAUAAUAUUUUAUUUAUAAGUGAAUGGUUUUAGAGUUCAUGAGAAUGGGCCCAUGUAUCAAGAAUUUACUGUUGUUGUAGAAAAUUCUGUUGGUUCGCAUGGUCUCCUUGAUUAUUCUUUAAUCUACCCAUUGGUGUAAUGUGAAAUUGCAGUUAUUGUUGAUCUGAUUAGGGAUUUCAGUUGACUCGUGUCAUAUCAAUCUUCAGGGUGUGUCAUUUGGAUUAGUGUCUGGUGUUGUUCAACCCUAACCCAAUCUAUCUAAAUAAUCAAGUCAGAAGUAAUAAACCCCCAGAUGCUAAUUCCAUGUUAAGUUGUCAAAUUAUUGUGUUGUGUUGCAAAUUGAUGCUAGGAAAAUUGAAUUCCUAAGUUCAUCUGUGACUUCCAGUGACAUAUCAUAGAGCCAAUAGACUCUGGCUAGCACUUUCUAUAUUCCUUGAGGAUGGAGGUGAAAGAAGCAGAGAGGAUAGUUAUAGCUAAACCGGUUGCUUCAAAGCCUACCUGCUCCGGUUAUAGGACCUUCUCAGAGCUCCUUGCAGGUGCAAUCAGCGCAUCGCCCUCUAAUGUAUGUACUGGUGCUGCAGUCACUCCAAUCAGACCAAAGACGGUUAGGUUCAAGCCCAUGGCAAACAUCCCUUCAGUUGGGGUGAUUUCCUCCCAGGAUUUGAAAUCUGGAGCUGCAGUUGUUGAUUCAUUUGACAACGUCUUAAAAUCAGAAAGCAAAUCCACUGUGGUUUACAAACCCUUGGCGAAGCUUUUAUCAAAGACCCCAGUCUCUCUCCUAGCAAAUUCGGUAAGCAAUAUCAGCCACCAACAAGGAUUGUUUCAGGCUGGGUCCUGCCCCCAGCUUUCUUAUCAAGUCAAACACCAUUUAGAAUCUGACCUUGGAUCGAAUCUCCAUAAGGAUUUUCCAUCACAAUCAGAAACAGAGAAAAUCAUGGAGCCCUCCAACAUGACACCAGAGAACUUGGAAGAGGAUCCAAGAACUUCACAACCCAUAGCUAAUGGUGAUCGACCUUCUUAUGAUGGAUAUAGUUGGAGGAAAUAUGGACAAAAACAAGUUAAAGGAAGUGAGUACCCACGAAGUUAUUACAAAUGCACACACACCAGUUGUCCAGUGAAAAAGAAGGUUGAGCGGUCAUUUGAUGGACAGAUAACAGAAACUGUCUACAAGGGUGAGCACAACCACUCAAAGCCUCAGCCUCCUAAGCGCAACACAUCUGGGGGACAAGGGCAAGGGUUUGUAUCUGAUGGAACUGUUCAAUACACAAAUAGCCAACUGUGGAGCAACCAAAUCAAUGGAAGGAAUGAAUGUUCUGAAGGUAGAAUAGAAAAUCAGAGUGAAGUAGGAUUAUCUGUCAAUUCAACUUCGCCGGGGAAAGCUUUAUUAUCUGAUCCUGCUACUUCUGGAAAAUUCAAAGCUGAUGUCCCUACUCCAGAUAAUCCUUGUGGUUUGAGUGGCAAUUGUGAUGAAGAAAGGAAGGGAGUAGAAGCAGAAGAUGAUGAACGCAAAAGUAAGAGAAGGAAAAAUGAAAAUCAAUCCCAUGAAACAGGCAUAUCACAGCAAAGUGCACAAGAGCCUUGCUUUGUGGUGCAAAAUUCCACUGAUUGUGAGAUUGUUGGGGAUGGCUUCCGCUGGAGAAAAUAUGGGCAAAAAGUUGUGAAGGGAAAUCAAUAUCCCAGAAGUUACUACAGAUGCACCAGUCUCAAGUGUAAUGUGCGAAAGCACGUUGAAAGAGCAUCAGAUGAUCCAACAGCCUUCAUCACAACAUACGAGGGGAAACAUAACCAUGACAUGCCAAUCAAAAGCACAACCCCAAUGGCAUCUGAACCAGCUUCAAAGCCCAAAUCAUGACUGAUACUGUGGAUAUAAAAUGAUUGCCAACCCAGUGAUUGAAUUGGCAAACUAAGGCCAAUGAGGACAUUGGAAAUCAAAGGACUGGAUUGAUUUUGAUGCCCACAACCGGUGAUCCACUACAAAAUCUAAAAUUUUCUUCGCAAGUUGUUAUAAAAACCAUUGCCGCUGAGAUUUGCUUUGGGUGGAAUAUUAAGAUUAUAAAUGUGAGAUUUUGUGGCCCUCUUUACCUCUUGUUGCUUGUGUUUGGCUUAUCAGUAUGUUUGUUAUACC